AUGGGGGAAGCCAUUGAGACUGCAGUCAUCGAACUUGCUGUGAAGAAAUUGGUUUCCCGAAGUUAUCAAGAAAUCAAGUCAGUUGUGGACCUCGAGUCUGAAGUGAAAAGGCUUCAGGAAACACAGACCAUCGUUCAAGCUGCACUUAUUGAUGCAAACUUAAUGCAAGAGGCAGCCAUGUUCAACAAGACGUGCUCGAGAAGCUCAGCUGGGAGCUUAACAGAUAUAGGGAAGGAACUAGAAUCCAUUGCAAGAGACCAUGCUCGGUUUGGUAGCAUUGUUAGUGUACCAUCUGCACACCAAACACAUGCAGGAAGUGUUCAAACAGCUGGGUCUCACAUUAUCUCUGAUGUAGUCAUUGGGAGAGACGUAGAAAGGAACACCAUCAUAAGCAUGCUUUCUGGCAACUACAUUGCUUCAGAGACCCUCUCUGUUGCAUCUAUUGUUGGGAUUGGUGGAAUUGGGAAAACGACAUUGGCUCGCUACGUGUACCAUGAUGAAAGGGUGAAAUGCUGUUUUGAUGUUAGGUUUUGGGUUGAUGCAACUAAGGGAUUUUAUGUUGAAGAGGUGCUGAAGAAGAUUUUAGCAUCUGCUAUGGAUGAAAUGCCUCGCAGGUGUGAUAUAGAUCAGUUGUACCAUCACUUCCUUGAAGCAAUUGCUGGAAAGAAGUUUCUGCUUGUUUUGGAUAAUGUUUGGGACAAAGGAUUUUUGAGGCUAAUUUGGAUAGAGUUAAAGAGAUUGCUAGCAUUUGGUGCCUAUGGGAGUAAAGUUCUCAUUACCACGCGUGAUCAGAAAGUUGCUGCAACAAUGGACUCUACCAGUCCUUACAUGCUGGGGGAUUUAACAGAAGACGACUCUUGGCAACUCUUUAAACAGAUUGCUUUUACACAGAUACAAGAGCCGGGUGUGAAGGCUAUUGGGAAAGAGAUUGCAAAGAUGUGUCCUAAUGUGCCUCUUGUUAUAAGGAGUAUCGGAGGCCUCUUAGCAGGAAAAAUUACACUGAAGGAAUGGAAGGCCUUUAGAAAUGAUCAGCUUGCAAAUUUCUCUACCUAUGGGCGUGACAUUAUGCAUACACUUAAACUUAGCUAUGACCAACUAGAUGCAAAGCUGAAGCUUUGUGUUGCUUACUGUUCUUUAUUUCCAAAGGGGUUUGAAUAUGAUGAAGAUGAAAUGAUUUGUCUCUGGAUUUGUAUGGGUUACGUAGAGCCACAAUAUAAGAACCAAAGCCUGGAAGAAGCAGGGGAAGCAUAUAUGCUUGGCUUGCUAAACUGUGGCUUUUUCCAAAGACGUGAUGGCUUAAAGAUGCAUGAUGUGAUGCAUGAUGCUGUUGUCAUGCUCGCAGGACACAAGUAUAAGAUGGUUGAUUCAAACACUGUAGAAUUUGAUGAAAGAGUUCAUCAUGUGUCUGUUGGCAAUGUGGUGGACUCAUCAUGGGAUGUCCUUUCCUCGCUCUCCAAAAUUAAAUACCUCGAGUCCUUCCUUGUGGUAACUAGGGAAAUAAACUUAUUAGCAACGAGGAACUGGUUCGUCUAUCAUAAAGUGAUGCUUCCAAGAUUUCAGUGUUUGAAGGUAUUGGACCUACACGGGAUAUGGAUAAAGAAGUUACCAACAUCGCUAGGUGAGCUAAUUUGCUUGCGACAUCUUGACUUGUCAGAAACUGCUUUAGUGAAACUACCUAACUCAGUCCUGCGGCUGGUGAAUCUACUAUCACUUAAAUUGUAUUCGUGUAUUAACCUUCAAGAGUUGCCGAAGGACAUGAGCAAGUUAGUGAAGCUUAGACAUCUUCAGUUAAGUGAGUGUUCGGAAUUGACCCAUGUGCCAAAGGGGUUGGGACAUCUGACAGAUCUUCAAACAUUAAGCUUAUUUGUAGUCAGUGAGAAAAGUUCGCGAAGUAAAUUUGAGGCCAAUGUUGUUGGUGGAUUGGAAGAACUUAAGCACCUCAAUCUGAAGGGAGAGUUGAGUAUCCAGGUGUGUAAGCAGCCAAAGGAUAUAGUGUUGGGAGCUAGGGAGGCAAACUUGAGAAGAAAGGAGAAGCUCAUAGACUUGUCUAUUGAUUUUUGGGAUAGCACAAAAGAAGAUGAGGCGGUGCUAGAAGGCCUGACCUCAUGCCAACCUAAGAUAUCUAAAGAUACAGGAUACCUUUGUCACUUGGGAAGGCUCCCUUAUUUAAAAGACCUAUUUCUUGAGGGGUUAGAUAAUGUGGAGUACAUAGAGAAGUAUACUAGUAGUAGCAGCAAUAAUGCUAAUGACGAAGCCUCUACUCCUGAGUCCAUAUUCCCCAGCCUAGAAACAUUUCGGCUUAAGGGCAUUCCCAAGUUGAAGGGAUGGUGGAAUAUGUCGUUGAGUGGAGACCAUGAUUUAAGACAGCACCAUGAUGUUCAAUAUCAGAAUCAUCUGACUGAAUGGAGGCCUGCAUUUUGUAAACUGAAGGCCCUGACAACAGACAGCAUAGAGUUGGCAAUUACAAUAGCCAAGGGGCCGGGCUUUGCUUCUCUUGAGCAUCUCUAUAUUAAGCACAAUUCAAGAGUGUCUCUACCUUUGUGUGAACAACAAACACUAACCCCACUCAAUACUUGCUUUCCCAACCUCCGUUGCUUGCAACUUUCAGGUAAUCCCAAGAUAGAAGCUCUCCCUGACAAAAUUCAAGACCUUUUCUAUCUUGAAUACCUGCGUAUCGACAACUGUAAACAACUGAAGGCUAUACCAGAGUGGAUUGAUAGCCUCAGGUCCCUCACAAGCCUCUAUAUAUGGGAAUGCCCCAGACUAGAAUCCCUACCGCAUGAGAUAAGCAAUCUCUCCAACUUGAAGUUGCUCGGAAUCAGUAAAUGCUCUGCAGUGCUCACAGAGAGGUGCCGGUGCAAGAAUCCAACUGGGUUGUACUGGCCUUUCAUUCAACAUAUCCCUUACAUAAACAUACGACUUUCUAAUCGGAAUCCAACUGGUGAAUACUGGCCUUACAUUUAA
Chenopodium quinoa (quinoa) is the source of this 2964-nucleotide messenger RNA. RefSeq names its product putative disease resistance protein RGA4. Gene Ontology annotation, molecular function: ADP binding. Lineage: Eukaryota; Viridiplantae; Streptophyta; Magnoliopsida; Caryophyllales; Amaranthaceae. Bases 1 to 2964 code for a protein of 987 amino acids. The record is from RefSeq and is a predicted model, not a curated record. The transcript is spliced from 3 exons. Gene Ontology annotation, biological process: defense response to other organism.